This is a messenger RNA of Physcomitrium patens, 3085 nucleotides long. The record is from RefSeq and is a predicted model, not a curated record. NCBI's taxonomy places the organism in Eukaryota, Viridiplantae, Streptophyta, Bryopsida, Funariales, Funariaceae.
UCACCGUAUUGAGCAUCAAAAAUCACGCAACCCAAAUUCAUGCUGAGUGUGGAUGAAGUAGGCCAACAUGCAUCAGCUUGGUUCCAGAUUCACUGAGAGGACCAUGAAGCCAUUUGUUCGUAUUGCUUAACAAGUGGGUACUGUUCGAAGGUCCAGUUUUUGGGUGUCAAUCCUCUCCCCUCACAGUCAUCGCAUUACUCUUGUAAUAUUGAAUUGCUUGAAUUUUAGUAUUUCAAGGAUUGAGAAGAUGCUUUGAGUUUAGUGCGAGAACCUUGCAGGGUGGGGAGACGUUGAGUAUUGAGCUGAUUGUGUGUAUCGGAAGCUCUUUGUUCUAGUGGUGGAAUUGGAGAGGUUUGGGGAUCAGGCAGGAAUGCAAGUGUUUUGCAUAUGCUGUAAAGCGGUGGCGCGGGUGGCAAGGGUAGAGAAGGAAAGCGUCUGAAUGAGGGGGUGGUCAAUGUCUAAUCUAUGGCCAAGGCGCUUGAAGUCUCCUUUUCUGCCUCUAUCUGCUGUUAUUGCCCUUCUCGCUAAAAUCUGCUACUGUGUAGGUUGUGGACGUAAAUUUCUUGCUGCUCACAUUGAAUUCGUAAUUCCAUUAAUCCCAUUCUGAAAGAACGUAGGAAAUUUCAUAUUGUUUUGAACAACUUUGAUUUGAUGUGAGAUAGACUUAUAGAACAUUGUCCAUAUAAAUCAAAAAGACCUUACUGAUGAUUUUGAGAUUGCAUUGUGGUAUUUGGUUGAUUGCGAACACCAGAUAGGACUGUUAACUCAAGGACGAUUGGAACCGUAGAGAUUCAAAGCUUUUGGGUGUAUGAACAGUGGUCAAUUGUGGUGUAGUUAUGAAUUUUUUUUCAUACUAUCAGUCCCUCAACACCGAAGGCUUCAUCCUGCAUUGAGGGUUCAGGGUUUAUGCUACACAGUUGUGCUCGUCAAGCGAUUAUGAAUAUGAGGAAAGAGAAUAUUAUCUAACGUUAAUCAAGAAUAUUACUAAUUAAGCCGGACCAAGGGUUCAAAUUUGCUGCUGAUCAUGAUUUAUCUCUGACAUUCGACAAGUGUGGCCACGUCAACGCACGGGUGAUGGCAGAGUCCGGAAGAGCCAUCCAAAUUCCAUCCUUCUGUGGGCAUCAAGGAUGUUCAAGUAGUGGUUUUCCUUCAAGUUCUUUGCAGUUUUCCAACCACUGCUAUGAAAAACGUUCAUCCACAUCAAAGUGGAGUUUUGUGAAGAGGAGCUCUGAACCACGUCAGCCACCAUCUUGUGUCAUUACAGUCUUGCUUGAGGGCUUCAGUUGCAAAAGGAACAGGCAUUCAAAACCUCUGAAGCGAAGAAAUGCAAAGAACUAAGACUGUGGCCCAUUUAUCGAAAGCCCAUGGUUGCCGUCUGUGGUCAUAGGAGCAGUAGGAAAAUCCAGUAGUGUAGGCUACACUAAGGUGGAUGUUGACGAUGACGAAGACGAAACUGGUGACCGAGUGCUUCAGGAACAGUUCAACCGUUUUGCCAUUGCCAUGGCAUUGCAAGAUACUAAGAUGACACAGAAAAUCAUUCAGAAAAUGGGGGAUCCCAAGAGUAUUGGAGAUAUACCUGGACCCGCAAAUGAAGUCACUGAGUUGCAGGAACAGCUACAAGAGCUUUAUGGGCAAGCACUCAAGCUGAUAGAUGAAGGAGAUGAAGAAACUGCGCGUGAAUUGAUUGAAGCCAAUUAUGAGGUUGUUGUGGACCAACUGGAAUCUGGGUAUAAAAACAUGGAGCAAGUUGCCAUGCUGGACAUCUCGGCACAGCUGCGAUUGAGUUUGGGCGAAUUUGAAGAAACGAAACAUUUGUUGUAUCAGAUCAAAGAUCUUAUGGAGGUUGUUGGAAUCAAUUCAAAACAGUCUUUUGUGGACAAGAUACUAAAGCACGUGAGGAGUAUGUACACAGCAAUAGGCCAACCUGCGGAUGGACUUCCCUUUUAUCUCAAGCGUGUUGAAAUACAAGAAUAUCUACUUGAGCAUUGAAGCUUGUGGAGCAAACAUAUGGCGCUCACAACGGCAGAGUAGGUAUCGCUAAGUGUGCUCUAGCUCGAGCUAAAGCUGCAAGAAGUGAAUUAUGGAAACUUACUUAAAUGCACUUUGAUUGUUUCUCACUUUCCUAUUUUUUUUAGUCUUUUCCCUGCUUUCUCUCAAAUUCUAAAUACUAAAACUCGAAGCUGUAUAAUUCACAAGUUUAUAAGUUUAUAAGUUUAUAUUCCAGUUUUGAGAUUUGUAUCUGUUUAACAACUGAAUUCCUGCAUAAAAUACUUUUCCAAUGUAAAGUAACAACUGUUUUUUGCCAAUUAUAGGUUUUUGGUUCAGCCUGUUCUGAUUUAGUCUGUUUUGACUGCCUUUCCAUGAAUUUUCCUGAAUGUGCACGAAAAAGUACUCCAGUUCUAAAGCACCAGGUUUUACUCAGGUGCAAUAGUUGAAUCCAUAUCCAUAUGUAGGGAAGGGUUACACGUUAUGGAAGAGUGCAGCAAGUUUAUGGAUGAUGAUCCUUCCUUGGAGACAGUGCGUACGGAUCUUGCUGAGUUGCUCAAUAUUUUAGAUAGAUGAUUUGAACACUUCAUUGUUUCCGGUUUCUUGGAUCCCUUUAGUCUUUUGGAUCUGUCUCGAGUUUUAAUUAUGGCUGAUAAAAUUUCUGUGCACAGGCAUGACGAAGCCGAUGAGUUGUGGGAGAUAAACCUGCAUGCAAAAGAACAAGACAGUAGUCCCAAUGACCCUACCUUAGUGGUUCAUCUUCAGAAUUUGGCAACAUUCUAUGCUGUAUCUGGAAAGUACGAAAAGUAUGUACAUUAUCUAGGUUGACAGUAUGAAGUGCUAAAACACCUAGAUAAUGUAAGGCCGUGUAUAACGUGUAGAACAUGUUUUUUCAUUGAUUUUACCUUCACAUAUUGGAUAUAACGAUGGUGAAGAUCGAUGGUUUUAAUAUUAUGGCAAUUGUUAUUAGCUGGAGUUGAGAACCCAUUGACAAGAAUUACUUAGAGAUAUUCACGGAAGGCGAUUCUUGUGCAGGAGAAGCAUGCAACUGCUUGUAGUCCAUCUUGUUUUCCAUCAAAAGGUUCGAGGAGGCUCUUAU